Messenger RNA from Paralichthys olivaceus (Japanese flounder), 4153 nucleotides. The record is from RefSeq and is a predicted model, not a curated record. Lineage: Eukaryota; Metazoa; Chordata; Actinopteri; Pleuronectiformes; Paralichthyidae.
CCAGGGAGGGAGGGAGGGUGUGCGCGCUGCCGCUGAUGUCCUCUCUCUGGUGCACUCAGCCAACCCCUGCUGUUGUGAUGUGAAGCUGGCUGUAUCCUGCUGUAAAGAAUCCGCUGAGAGGAGCCCCGGUUCUGCAAUCGGUGCCUCCAGAAACUUAAUGAUUCCCCGCAUCGGAGAGGUCCAGCACCCGAAUUACGCAUGGAACGGUUGCGGGGGGAUUGGAGUAGAAAUGCAGCGCCGCACUUCCAGCCCGCAACAAGAAGAACCAUGCCCAGUUUACAUUGCAAGCAAAUCUAUGACAUCCUGUUUUAUCAGUUACGACUUUGAUACCAGUGAGGUUUGCUCGGGUACCGACGAGGAGUGAAGAGGAUACGCACGGCACCCAAACUGAAGGACGCUGCUGUUUUUUUCGCACCAGAAAACCGAAAUCCCCUGCAUUUAAAUUUUUUUGAUGGAGCUGGAGAACAUAGUAGCCAACACUGUACUGCUUAAAGCGAGAGAGGGUGGAGGAGGAAAGCGCAAAGGGAGGAGCAAAAAAUGGAAGGAGAUCCUCCGCUUCCCCCAUAUAAGCCAGUGCACUGAUCUGGGAAACAGCAUUGAGAGGGACUAUGUUAGCAUCUGUGAGAAACAGCCCAUUGGAAGGCUUCUCUUCCGUCUUUACUGUGAGACCAGACCUAAACUGCAACGAUGCAUCCAGCUACUGGACGCAAUGUGGAAAGCCAGUGACACUGGUGUGACACACUGUGACACUCCAGGACCUCACGGAAUCCCACCGUGUUUACUGUGUGGUUGCCAGGCAACACAGGACCAUGUUGGGAAAAAGCCACAGACAGAGAGAGUCGGGCCAGUGCAACCAAUCACGAAAGACACAUUCAGGCAGUACCGAGUGCUGGGCAAGGGGGGGUUCGGAGAGGUGUGUGCCUGCCAGGUCAGAGCAACGGGGAAGAUGUACGCCUGCAAGAAGCUGGAGAAGAAGAGGAUAAAAAAGAGGAAAGGAGAGUCUAUGGCGCUCAACGAAAAACAGAUUCUAGAGAAAGUCAACAGUAGAUUUGUUGUGAGCUUAGCAUAUGCAUACGAGACCAAAGACGCUCUGUGUCUGGUGCUGACCAUCAUGAACGGCGGAGACCUGAAGUUUCACAUCUACAACAUGGGCACGCCGGGAUUCGAGAAGGACAGGGUCCAAUUUUACGCAGCUCAGAUCUGCUGUGGACUGGAGGACCUGCACAGGGAGUGCAUUGUCUACAGGGACCUGAAACCAGAGAAUAUCCUGUUAGAUGACAAUGGACACAUCCGUAUUUCUGACCUGGGGCUGGCCAUCAAAGUGCCUAAAGGAGACCUCAUCCGAGGGAGGGUGGGGACUGUUGGUUAUAUGGCUCCGGAAGUGAUAAACAAUGAAAAGUACAGCAUGAGUCCUGAUUGCUGGGGUCUGGGAUGUCUCGUUUACGAGAUGACUGCUGGACGAUCGCCCUUCCGCGCCCGCAAAGAGCGAGUGAAGCGAGAAGAGGUGGAGAGGAGGGUGCAGGAGGAAGAGGAAGAGUACAGCGACAAGUUUACAGAGGACACUAAGGCCAUCUGUAGAAUGCUGCUGACCAAAGACCCUAAACAGAGGCUGGGGUGCCAGGCAGAUGGAGCAGCGGGUGUCAAGGCCCACUCGUUUUUCAAGAACAUCAACUUCAAGAGGCUGGAGGCUGGAAUAGUGGAGCCGCCCUUUGUGCCUGAUCCUCGGGCAGUGUACUGUAAGGAUGUUUUGGACAUAGAGCAGUUCUCCACGGUCAAGGGAGUAAAUUUGGACCAAACUGACAAUGACUUCUACUCCAAAUUUGCUACAGGCAGCGUUUCCAUCCCAUGGCAGAAUGAGAUGAUAGAAACUGAAUGUUUCAGAGAUUUGAAUGUUUUUGGGCCUCAAGGGACGAGACCCCCAGAUCUGGACUGGAAUCAGCCGCCAGAGCCGCCCAGACGCAGCCUGUUGGACAGAAUCUUCAGGAGGCAUCACCCAGAGGUGUCUAUUUCCCACAGCCGUGUGCAGUCUUCCAGUGUGAACUCUGUGGACUCCAUGUCCAACUCUGCCCCCUAGUGGCAAAGUGACUGUGUGGGAGCCAUACACACACAAAGGGAAGGAGCUCCGAGGGGCUUCCCUGCUGCUGAUUGGUCCACAUCCGGGGCCUGAGCAGCAGCCGGAGACAGCCUGUCUAAUAGCCUAAAUGGUCAGCCCAUGGGGUGGGGGUGGGUGACCGGGCCCUGAGACCCUGGGCAUUUGUAGUGGGAUGGUCAAUGUUGCAGAGACGCUUGGAAAAUAUUCGGACAAACCUAACUCGCCCUCAGGAUUGUUGGACUAUAGAACAGAGCCACUGAUGUUGAUGAAAACAGGUAAAGAUAGAAAACAAGCUAAUAUUCAGGGGAUCCACUGUAUAAUAAAGACCGCCACAGGGAAUAGAAGAUGGGGUCUUAGUGAAUUUUAUUCUAUUUUUUUUCAGAAAUGGAACUUUUCUCUUUCGCUCAUUUUCAGUCUUUUACUUUCUGGCCUGUAUCUUGUACCAGUAUCUCUUUCCAAUCUAUUUACACCCCUCCGAGCAUCACCAUCUGUACAACUCAUACUCUUAACUUACUCUCUCUCUGUAUUUCCACCUCCCAUACCUCAGAUCACUCCGUAAACAUUCAGAACACUUGCACCUCGACAACCUCAACACAUGAUGUACAUUGCCUUGCGUACACUCAGGCCAAAGACGACAGUUUAGUUUUGUGAUACAGUUUUCUUGUUGAUUUUGAAGGUAUUCUAGCCGUCGUUUAGAACCACAGGAGGAUCAGAAUAUGUGAUCUGUUUUAUACACUUUCUCUAAAUAUGAGCCUGCAGACAUAUCAUACUGCUUAAAGCACACAUACAGCACACACUCAUACACACACAUACAGAAUAGUGAGAAUUGUGCUGUGUUUUCAUUGCAUGGACAAGUGUAAGUAUGGACAGCUGUAUCCCUUUCGCUUCUGCAUACCUCAUUCCACUGAUGUUAGCAUUGUAUACACACAGACGUCUCCCUCGGUUUACAGUGUCACUUUAUAUUUGACAUUAUGUGGAGUUUAAAGAAAAGUAAUGAAUAUGCUGUACAGAAACGAGAAUCUCUUCUUUUGUUAUUUUUCUGUUUCUGUUUUUUCUUUCUCCUCAACUUUCUGCACAGUCCCCGUGGAGUGGAGAGGAACACAUGCACUCAGCCUGACUUACAAUUUGCACAACUUAAAAUCAUGUCAUGCUGUUUUUUUGUUGUUGUCUCCAAAUGAAAAUGUUACCUCUGCUCAUUAAGGCACAUUAUUGUAUUGAUAUUCUCACAUGCCGAUUAUUUUCUACAUCCCCAAAAAAAUGCGUAAGUGUUCUUGCUCUCCCUAUGCCUUUCUCCAUGUAAAAGAUAUUGCUGCGUUGCCGUUGUUGUCACAUGUACAGGUUUUUGUAUUCAGCCCCUUUACACUUAACAUGCUCUUCAUAAUGCCUCACGAAUCUAAAGGGUCUUCCUCUUGUUUUGUGUUCAAGCAUAUUCGAAGAAGGCACAACUACAUUUAUCCUAUUAUAUUAGUUUUAUUCAAUGGGCCUGGUUCAUUCAUGUCGGAGCAGGAGAGGAGAGGAAGACACCAGAGGAUCCUGCAAACACCACACAAAGAAGUGGCCUUCUCGCAGCAGCACAGCCAAUGAAAAGGGAAGAGGAGCUCAGACUCAGUUUUGUGCUUGUUUUUAAGAAUGUGCUAUUUUCCCUAUAUGAGGUAUUGGAAGCUGCUCCAUGCAGUAAUUUUAAUCCUUCUUACAAUAUAAUGCGAUCUUAUUGUUUUUUUCUGUGUACUUGAUAUGGAAAAAAAAAUCUGAAUCAGACUGAAGUGCCUCCUUGUUAGCACGAUCUCCCGGACAAUGCCCACACAGACAUCAGCACUUUGUUUAUUCUCUGACUGUCAUACUCUGUUUGUUUCACUGGGGAACGCGUCCACACAAAAUACACACAGACUCAUACAGUUUGUUGGAAGUGAAGGGGAGUGACGGAUGCAGGGAGCGAGCUGAUGAAUGAGGGAGUUUUCCUUCUUAUUGUGAUGUACAGCAAAGUGCUGAGUGCAUGUGAAAGCCAAACCCACUGUGUCCUUCAAGUCCCAAUAAACUCUGUGCUAUAGUUUGAGUACUCCA